This is a messenger RNA of Chenopodium quinoa (quinoa), 3380 nucleotides long. RefSeq names its product phosphoinositide phosphatase SAC2-like. The record is from RefSeq and is a predicted model, not a curated record. The transcript has 15 exons. Lineage: Eukaryota; Viridiplantae; Streptophyta; Magnoliopsida; Caryophyllales; Amaranthaceae. Gene Ontology annotation, biological process: phosphatidylinositol dephosphorylation. Gene Ontology annotation, cellular component: intracellular membrane-bounded organelle. Gene Ontology annotation, molecular function: phosphatidylinositol-3,5-bisphosphate 5-phosphatase activity. Bases 432 to 2900 code for a protein of 822 amino acids.
CUCUAUCUCAGCAUAGUCUGUCUUCUCUCUCCAAUGAUCUGUUCUCUUCUCUAGUUCUCUUCCUUUGUUUUUCUCUCUCCUCAAAAAAGCCUCUUUUUGAAUUUCUCUGCUACUCGGAUCUCUCCUCUCUCUUUCUCUCUCCGCCAAUUUCCCAACUCACUCACAAAUUCAUUCUCGAAGCUUCCAUUACUCCCAUUCAAUUCAAUUCAAUUCAAUUUUUGUAAAUUAAAUUAUGUUUUUGUUUUGUUUUUGCUAGAAUUUUAAUUUGUGAUUUGAUUGGAAUAAUAAUGUUUGAAUUCGUCGAGUAAAUUGAUUGAGAAUCGACGAUAAAGAGUGUUUUGAGUUGUGUGUUUGGUUAAUUCAAUUGUAUGCUCAACUGAGUUGACCCGGGCUGAGUCGGCUCGGGAUCGGAAGUAGUAGUAGUAGUAGUCAUGGGUUCUGAAACUAACAACAGCAAUAGCAAUAGCAACAGCAGUAGCAGCAACAGCAACGAAAACAAUAGCAACGGUGGCGAUGAUUGCAGCAACGCCGAAAAAACGGCGUUGAUUGGUGCUGGAAAUACUGGAAUUGAUGAACAGCAAUUGGAGACGACUUCUUCACAUUAUUUAGCGAAAUUCAAACUCUAUGAAACUCGCGCGAACUUUUACAUGGUGGGAAGUGAUAAAAGUAAGAGGUUCUGGAGGAUACUCAAGAUUGAUAGAUUAGCGUCUUCUAAUCUCGUUGUUUUUGAAGAUCCGACAGUAUACUCUGCUCAUGAGUGUUCAGUUAUUCUGAAAAGGAUAGAUGAAGGAAAUAAGCAUGCUGGUGGAUUGAAAAUUGUCACCACAUGUUAUGGAAUUGUGGGUUUUGUGAAAUUCUUGGGGCCGUAUUAUAUGAUUCUUAUAACAGAGAGAAGGAAAGUGGGGAAAAUUUGCGGCCAUGCAAUAUAUGCCGUGUCAAAGAGAAAAAUGAUUCAAAUCCCUCAUUCUCCUGCUCGAUUUGAUUCGAUUAACUCUAAGAAUGAAAAAAGAUACAAGAAGCUCUUAGGCACAGUGGAUAUUACAAAGGACUUCUUUUUCAGCUACUCCUACCGUAUCAUGCAUAGUCUCCAAAAGAAUUUAUGUGAUGAGCAGAAAAAAAUACUUCCAUAUGAAACAAUGUUUGUUUGGAAUGCAUAUUUGACUCGGGAAAUCCGGACUCUUCUUGGGAAUAGUGUUUGGACAGUGGCAUUGAUACAUGGCUUCUUCAAACAGGUCAAAUUUCAAAGGUCUGACCGUACUGUCAAUUUGACCCUAAUUGCAAGAAGAUCACGCCACUAUGCUGGAACAAGAUUCUUGAAACGAGGUGUCAAUGAGAAAGGUCGAGCCGCUAAUGAUGUGGAAACAGAGCAAAUUGUUUAUGAAGAGAUCCCUAGUACAUGCAUGCCGGAAAUCAGUUCAGUUGUGCAAAUUAGGGGCUCAAUUCCACUUCUUUGGUCUCAAGAGACUUCAAGAAUGACUCUUAGACCUGACAUCAUAUUGUCAAAGGAGGACCCCUAUUAUGAAGCAACUCGACGACAUUUUCAAAAUCUUGUAGACAGAUAUGGAAAUCCGAUAUUCAUAUUAAAUCUCAUUAAGACUAAGGAAAAGAAACCUCGUGAAUCUGUACUCCAUUCAGAAUUUGUUAAGGCAGUUGCUUCUAUCAAUAAAACUUUGGAUAAGGAUACUCGCUUGAAGUUUCGGACAGUGGAUCUUACGAGACUAUAUAGCAUUAAAGGUGACAAGGUAUUGAUGCUCCUAAGUAGAGUUGCUGAGAAUGCGUUGGAUCAAACUGGAUUCUUUUAUUGCCAAGUGCCUUCGUUAAUGAAUUCAGAGUUGUCAUCUGGCUUUUCUGAUGCCACUACAGAGCAUGUGAAUUCAACUGACAUUACAGAAUAUUCUGCUUCAAAGACUACAAGGUUCCAAAGUGGGGUGUUGAGGACUAACUGCAUUGAUUGUUUAGACCGUACAAAUGCUGCACAAUAUGCAUAUGGUUUAAUUGCUCUAGGCCAUCAGUUACAUGCAAUUGGUAUCAAUCCCACCCCAAUAAUUGAUCCCGAUGACACUUUGGCUAAGAUGUUAAUGGGGCUUUAUGAGGCCAUGGGUGAUACAAUUGCGCUGCAGUAUGGAGGAUCUGCAGCGCACAAUAAGAUAUUCUCGGAUCGAAAAGGUCAUUGGAAAGCAGCAAUACAAUCCCAAGAGUUUAUUAGGACUCUACAGCGUUACUUGAACAAUGCAUACAUGGAUCCGGAAAAGCAAGAUGCCAUUAAUCUGUUCCUAGGUCACUUUCAACCAGAAGUGGGUAAACCUGCGUUAUGGGAACUUGAUUCAGAUCAGCACUAUAGUAUUGGAAGACUCACCUCAUCUUUGACAGAUGAUAUUUCUGGGUCAUUUUUGAAAAGGUCUAUGUCGGAUGGAGUUCUUAUGUAUGAGAGCCCUUCGCCUACAACACCAGCUGAAGCAAGUAACUAUCACCAUACUUUACCUGACUUAAAAGAAGACAAGAGUGGUCUUUCAGAUUCGACGCCUGAGAUGCCAACUUGUGACGUCAGCGAUGCUAAUGUAUCUUAUACAAGGUUCACUCCAUCCAUGUCAGCCCGUCGACUUUUCACAGAUAUGCCAGAGACCAAAUAUAUGAGAGGUGAAUGUAGUUGUUACAUCGAACAUGGAAGUGAAUUUGAUUGUUCAGAUAUUCUUGAUAUUGAUUGGAUUUCUUCAUCGGGAAAUUCAUGUGAGGAGGACUCAUAUGAUAUAUCCUCACUUGUAAACUCUCCAGUUGGUGGUUCCCUGCAUGGCAGUUCUGUAAAUAAUGCAUCUCAGGGGAGAUUGCGAGAUGCACCUAAAGCUGCAGAUUUUCCUGAUAGCUUCAAGCAUUGGGUCGAGUUUGGAUCAAUCUUAGCUUAGUCUUUGCUACAACUGCACAGAUUUUAUCUCAAACAUUUUUGAAUCAACCCCUCCGAAGGAUAUGGGUUGUGCAAACAGAAUAAGUAUCAGAAGAUGGAAUGAAAAGGAAGAGGCCUUGGCACUAAUCAUACUAUUAUAAUGGCACAACAAAGAAACUACCGAGAGUCGAUAUUGACAGCUAAUUCAGCUAAUUCUUUUACUGGAGGUCUUGUUAUCUCCACACCAAAUUAAGUUACAGUAUAAAUUAUAAUGCAGCAGUCAUUAUUCUUGUAAAUAUCUGAAUUUUAACAUAUUUUUGCUAGUUGCACCAGCUACCUUUUGACAUUCUAGGGUCUCUCCUGUUUCAUUUCGUAUAUAGCUUUAUCACCGUACAUAUUUGAUCAUUGGCGAAUAAGUUGUUGCUCUUUCCUCCUAUGCAAUUAGUAGUAUUAUUUUUAUCUGCAACUUGUUUUGUGUAAUGUGAAUAAGUUUUCUUGUUUC